Nematolebias whitei (Rio pearlfish) is the source of this 2568-nucleotide messenger RNA. Its product is annotated as NLR family CARD domain-containing protein 3-like. Lineage: Eukaryota; Metazoa; Chordata; Actinopteri; Cyprinodontiformes; Rivulidae. The transcript has 7 exons. Gene Ontology annotation, molecular function: protein binding. The record is from RefSeq and is a predicted model, not a curated record. Bases 1 to 2529 code for a protein of 842 amino acids.
AUGUUCCAGGAUCCAGACUCAGGAUGUGACACCAAUCACCAUGACUCAAUCAUUAAAUGUCACUUUUUUAACAGGAUCCAUCAGAGACUCAAAGCUGGACCUGAACCCAGCUGUGUGUCCUUAAAGAGCGACGGGUCAAUGGGUCAUCUUAUUGAUUUUAAAUCAGUCCAGCCUCCAUCAGCAGAGAGAGUGGACCAGCAGAGCUCAGAGGUUCCCAGUGCUCAGUCUGCCCAGCAGCAUCAAACACAGCUGGACUCCAUAUUUAUGGUGCGUUCAUCAGGAAACCCAACCCUUCUGAAUGAGAUCUACACAGAGCUCUACAUCACAGAGGGAGGGACUGGAGAGGUCAAUGAUGAACAUGAGGUCAGACAGAUUGAAACAGCAUCCAGGAAACCACACACACCAGAAACAACCAUCAGACAAGAAGACAUCUUUAAACUCCCACCUGGAAGACAUGAACCAGUCAGAACAGUGAUGACAAAGGGAGUGGCUGGCAUUGGGAAAACAGUCUUAACACAGAAGUUCACUCUGGACUGGGCUGAAGACAAAGCCAACCAGGACAUCCACUUCAUGUUUCCAUUCACUUUCAGAGAGCUGAACGUGCUGAAAGAGAAGAAGUUCAGCUUGGUGGAACUUGUUCAUCACUUCUUUACUGAAACCAAAGAAAUGUGCAGCUUUGAAGACUUCCAGCUUGUGUUCAUCUUUGAUGGUCUGGAUGAGUGUCGACUUCCUCUGGACUUCCACAACAAUCAGAUCCUGACUGAUGUUACAGAGUCCACCUCAGUGGAUGUGCUGCUGACAAACCUCAUCAGGGGGAAACUGCUUCCCUCUGCUCGCCUCUGGAUAACCACACGACCUGCAGCAGCCAAUCAGAUCCCUGCUGAGUGUGUUGGCAUGGUGACAGAGGUCAGAGGCUUCACUGACCCACAGAAGGAGGAGUACUUCAGGAAGAGGUUCAGAGAUGAGGAGCAGGCCAGCAGGAUCAUCUCCCACAUCAAGACAUCACGAAGCCUCCACAUCAUGUGCCACAUCCCAGUCUUCUGCUGGAUCACUGCUACAGUUCUGGAGGACGUGUUGAAAAGCAGAGAGGGAGGAGAGCUGCCCAACACCCUGACUGAGAUGUACAUUCACCUUCUGGUAGUUCAGAUCAAAGUCAAGAAGGUCAAGUAUGAUGGAGGAGCUGAGACAGAUCCACUCUGGAGUCCAGAGAGCAGGAAGAUGAUUGAGUCUCUGGGAAAAGUGGCUUUUGAGCAGCUGCAGAAAGGAAACCUGAUCUUCUAUGAAUCAGACCUGACAGAGUGUGGCAUCGAUAUCAGAGCAGCCUCAGUGUACUCAGGAGUGUUCACACAGAUCUUUAAAGAGGAGAGAGGCCUGUACCAGGACAAGGUGUUCUGCUUCGUCCAUCUGAGUGUUCAGGAGUUUCUGGCUGCUCUUCAUGUCCAUCUGACCUUCAUCAACUCUGGACUCAAUCUGAUGGAAGAAAAACAACAAACAGUUUCUUUGUGGUCCAAGUUAUUUAAAAAUAUAACUCUUAAUGAUCUCCAUCAGAGUGCUGUGAACCAGGCUUUACAGAGUCCAAAUGGACACCUGGACUUGUUCCUCCGGUUCCUCCUGGGUCUUUCACUGCAGACCAAUCAGACUCUCCUACGAGGCCUGCUGACACAGACAGGAAGUAGCUCACAGACCAGUCAGGAUGUAGUCCAGUACAUCAAGAAUCGGAUCAGUGAGAAUCUGUCUGCAGAGAAAAGCAUCAAUCUGUUCCACUGUCUGAAUGAACUGAAUGAUGGUUCUCUCGUGGAGGAGAUCCAACAGUCUCUGAGUUCAGGAAGUCUCUCCACAGAUAAACUGUCUCCUGCUCAGUGUUCAGCUCUGGUCUUCAUCUUACUGACGUCAGGAAAAGAUCUGGAUGAUUUCAACCCAUGGAAAUAUACUAAAGACAUGAAGUCUAUUCUGAGGCUGCUGCCAGUGGUCAAAGUUUCCAAAAAAGCCAUAUUAAGGAGGUGCAGUUUGUCAGAGACCAGCUGUUCUUUUCUGAGUUCAGCCCUGAAGUCCAACCCCUCCCAUCUGACAGAACUGGACCUGAGUGUGAACAAGCUGCAGGAUUCAGGAGUGAAGCAGCUGUGUGAUUUUCUGGAGAGUCCACGAUGUAGACUGGAGACUCUGAGAUUGAGGAGCUGCAGUUUGUCAGAGACCAGCUGUUCUUUUCUGAGUUCAGCCCUGAAGUCCAACCCCUCCCAUCUGACAGAACUGGACCUGAGUGUGAACAAGCUGCAGGAUUCAGGAGUGAAGCAGCUGUGUGGUUUUCUGGAGAGUCCACGAUGUAGACUGGAGACUCUGAGAUUGAUCAGAUGCAGUUUGUCAAAGAUCAGCUGUUCUUCUCUGAGUUCAGCCCUGAAGUCCAACCCCUCCCAUCUGAUACAACUGGACCUGAGUCACAACAACCUGCAGGAUCCAGAUGUUCAGCAGCUGUUGGAUCUUGCGCAGAGUCUAGACUACAGACUGCAGACUCUGAGAUGGAGAUUACCUUAAUUUUGAAGAGUCUGAACAUGAUGGUGUGUUUGUGGGAGA